UCAGCUACAAUUGCCUUGAAUGUAAUAGCGCAAAAAUUUGUUCGCCUUUUGGAUGCAUCAGCGCUCAGUCAACUAAUAGCGCAUGCCUGUAGUUGGAUCGGUGAUGGGCGUCCGGUAGUACGAGUUCUGGUUAUUCGAUUACUGAGAAUGUUGGCGAAAAAACUUCCUGAUUACACCAUGCAGCAGUAUCAGGAAUUGUUCACCUCAACGGUAUUUGAUGGUCAGCUAACAGCGGAUGUCACAGUUAAAGUUCGAAAAGCGAACAGAUUGCUUCUGGAAGUUCUGGUAGACAGAUUUGGUGUUGAAAUUUUGCUUAAUCGAACGGAUAAACCGGACUGGUUUGUUCUUCAAUUUAUUCCAACUUAUAUGGUUGUGGGUUAG
Gongylonema pulchrum is the source of this 381-nucleotide messenger RNA. Lineage: Eukaryota; Metazoa; Nematoda; Chromadorea; Rhabditida; Gongylonematidae. The record is from the annotation of a GenBank genome assembly.